CACUCCGUGAACAUGGCGUCCCUACACAGCUUGGCCUGGGGAGCCCUCUGCGACAAGUUCACCACCGCCCAGAACCUCUCCGAGAUCGAGUCUCGUAAAGACCCCGCCAACGACCCGUUCCGCUCCAAGUACAAGGCCAGGGAGCUGCUGAGGGAGAUUUACAGCUCGCUGAAAAACGUCGAGGCCAGCGACGGAGAAAACGAGAGCGGCGACGAGAGGGGCGACCAGCAGCCGACGGAGCAGCCGUUAGAUGGGGAGAAGGAGGGCGUGUUCAGCCGCGGGUUCACCGGGGACUCGCCGGCCGGGUUGCGGGCUGCCCGACUGGGGGCGGUGGAGUAUUAUCUGGGGGUGAACCACGCCGAGACGGAGGAGCUGUCAGCCGGCCAGGAGCACUUCAUGAACUGCCUGAAACUGCUGGAGAAAUGCAGCGUCUCACCGGAGAACGUGUCGCUCUUCAUCCAUGUCAGGAACCAGUUGGGCAUCCUUUGGGCAGGACGAGACGAGACCGAGAUGGCUCAAGGCUUCCUGGAAACAGCAGAGUCCAUCUACUUACGAUACAUGAAGGAGGAGGGUAGUCCACCCACUGACAUGACAGAGUACUUCAGUACUGAGGAGAACCUGCUUACACAUCAGGAGAGGACCAAGAGGUUUGAGCUGGCCUACACCCACACUAUGUACUACCUUGCUCAGGUCUACAAGAACCUCGGUGAAAUUGAGCGUGCUGCCACCUACUGCCACAGUACCCUACAAAGACAAUUACAGCUAAACCAGUACAACCCAAUAGAGUGGGCCCUCAAUGCUGCUACACUUUCACAAUACUAUAUUACUAAGGGUCGAUACAUGGAGGGCAGACAUUGCCUCUCAGCAGCCACUGUCAUAGCCGGCCUGGCAGGUGAGAUCCCUUCUGAGGCUGCAGCAGAGGAGAGUGAGGCAGAGUGUGAGCGCAGGGACCAGUUGAGACAGAAGAGGGCAGAAAUAGCCAGAUGUUGGAUCAAAUACUGUCUCAACCUGCUGCAGGAUGCCAAGAAACUUUUGGAGGACAACAUUGGGGAGCUGGAUGUGGAGCAUCAGGAGGAGUUAAAGAGAGCGAGGAGAGUGGAGGAGGAGGAGGAGGAGAAGGGCAGGAAGAGUGCGCUGCUCUUUGGCUCUGAAGACACAUUUGAUUCGAUUGCCAGUCUAGAAGAGAAGGUGCGCUGCUUGCUCCCAUUGGACUUCACUGAGGCCAGAGCUGUAUUUCUGGUGGGACAAACUUACAUCACACAGGCCAAAGAGUACUUUGAGAUGGACGGCUAUGUGACAGAUCACAUUGAGAUCCUACAGGACCAUAGUGCUCUGUUCAGGGCCCUGGCCUUCUUUGAAGAGGACCUGGAGCGGCGUUGCAAGAUGCACAAACGGCGAGUCGACAUGUUGGAGCCAAUCUGCAAUGACCUGAAUGCCCAGUACUACCUGUUGAUCCGCAGGCAGCUGAUGUUUGAGUUGGCUGAGACUUACAAUGAGAUGAUGGAUCUGAAACUGACCUUGGCCAACAGACAGGCUGACACACAGGCACUAGAUAGCCACACAAUUAAGAAAUUCAACCACCUUUGCUCUUCUUCUGCCAAGUACUUCCAAAUGUUUCUGGACUCUCUUUGUUCACCAGAGGGAAAGUUUCCAGAGCGAUUGGAGGAGGAAGUACUGAGGCCAGCUCUGGUGGCCCAGUUCAGAGUCGCCCGACUCUACAGCAGACUGAUCUGUACUGCGCCCACUGCUCAGCUGGACAACCUCAACAAAUCUCUGGACAACUACAAGUAUGUGGUCCAGUACUGCGAGGCCCACCCUGAGGCAGCAGCUGCCGUGGAGACAGAGCUGGAGCUCAGCCAAGAAAUGGUCGGCUUGCUGCCAAUCAAAAUCAACCGCCUCAAAGCCAAGAUGGCAGCAAACAAUUAAGGGAAGCCACUGCUGAUUGACUGAAUAGCGGCUGAUUGGUUGACUAGUUAUUAUUUAGUCCACCAGCCAGUCAAUCUGAAUCAACAUGGUUACUUUCAGUGUCUGAUCCAACUGGAUGGUGGACUGACUGUUUGAUUCUGUUGUUAAUUUGACUGGUUGAUGCCUUCCUGUCUGUACAGUGGAAAUGCUGCUUCAACACAAUGUUUAAACACACGGCAGUACUUAAAAAGCUUUUAAUUCAAACAAUGUAGAAAGGGGACUCCUCCCAAAAUUCAUUCUUCACUAGAUUACCACAGACUUUAAAAGUAUCUGUACAUUCAAACAGACUUGGGUUGCUCUUGUAACCAAAUAAGACCAAGUGUUUAAAUCCCAGGUUGAUAUAUAUACUUGAGUUAGUAAACUGGUAGUGUCUUCUGUGACCCUGUUUUGAUUUAUGCCUGAUGUUUUUAAUAUUUAUCUUACUGAGGGGUUUUUUUCCCGGUAAAUUGUCUGUAAAGUAUUCUGUCACUGUUCGAAAAGUGUGACACACAUUUAUCUCCUUCUGCAGCCCAAAGAGUGAUACACAACAGGAAAACAGCUGGGGGGAAAAUGACAGUGCUGAAUUCUCAUCUUGGUUGGGCUUUAAUUUAAAAUUGGGCUUUAAUUGAAAGCCCAGUGUGCAUCCAACCUUUCGCCAUAAUUCUUAAGCCUUACCUGUGUUUGCUCAUUGCCUUUGCCUACUGGUGGUAACCAGAGAAAGCAUGGAAACGGUCUGUGGAGUUGGGACCAGGUUGUAUACUGUGGAUGCAACAUGUUGCGGCAUCUACGCUACUUAAAAGUUUUAGCUGUGAAUCUUUAACAGUGCAAUUUCUAACAUCACUAUGGUUUAGAAGAUGUUGAACAUGAGUGUUCUGGAGGUCAUUUGGCAUGAAAUCACCAGUUUCUUUAUAGCAAUAAUUGAGCUUGUGGAGCAUAAAUAGAUGCCAUGCCCUUUUGUGCCACUUGAAUGCUCCAUGUAAACAGUAAGAAGCUCUUCAGACAUGAAUUCAUGCAUGAUUCCAUCUUUCUUCCACCAUAACUUUAUUUAUUUCAGUCUCAGUAGAGUGAGAAUUUCCUUAUGUUCUAUUUUUAUAGCUAACAUUAAUAAGCCAAUAUUAUGAAUAACAUCUGUCCAUAUAUUAUGUGAUGUGGAGUCAGCUGCACAUUCUUGUUUUUAGUGGAAUGUAUUAUUUGCCUGUGUCUUUUAGGUUCCCACGUAAACAGAGUACUAGUUUGUGGUCCCAGGGUGUAGGCUGAGUUUAGUGAGUUGGACGUGGUGGAACAGAAGAAGUUUUCACAACCUUCUGCCUAAAUUAAAUGGAUAAUUUGACGGUGGAAAAUUGUCUCACUAAGGGGCUGGUUUCACAGACAGGGCUUAGAUUAAGCCAGAUGUGUACUAAGACAUUUAAGUAGGUUUCAUGAUUGUGGUUUAAAUUUGGCUUAGCCAGGGACUAUAGAGUGAGGUAAGUAAGCCUGAAUGAGAACACCUGGGUUAAGCCUGUUGGCUUAAGUACAAGUACAAGCGGUUUGUGUAUUGGUGCACAUAAAAACCCAGAAUGGAAUAGAAACGUCAUUGCUGGUGUCCAGUCAAGUCAAUUUUAUUUGUAUUGCCCAAUAUUACAAAUUUGCCCCAGGUGGCUUUACAGCAGCACAAUAUCCUGUCCUUAAACCCUCGCAUUGGAUCUGCCAUAUUCUUGAGACAAAACAAUGGCAGAGGCACAACGAAUUUGUUCAAAACACUAGUAUGAAAAAACACUAAUAAGACAAAUUGUGUCAAACCAUCCAAGUGUACGUAGAAAGUAGAAACCAUACAACUGCUGCUGAGCAAAAGAAAAAGAGUGGUUGGGCUGCAGUUUGCAGUGAAUUAAAUGCAAUUUAAAAUGUAGCCACAAGAAGAGUAUAACAACUUCAGGUGAGAUAUAUUCAUUAGUAUCAGUAUUUCACAUUUCUCAUGUCCAUAUUUUUGUGACAUCUCUUAUAUUGAAUGACGUCUGCCUUUUGUAGACUGUGGAAGAAGUUUAAACUGUCUUUAAAAAGUGAGAAUGCAGAGAUCAGUAGAAAGUGAUUCAAUACUGGUGGUGGACCACCAAAAAUAGACAAGACUCAUGAGUUGAGUGAAGUGCUGUCUGGAAUAAAACUAGCUCUUAAGGCUCCUGUACUCCUCAGCAUCAGGAGUGGAUGGACACUUGACGGGUACAUGACAUCCAUAUAUACAGCCAAUCACUCCUGUUAAGUGCCCACAUUCAUACAAUUGCACUUUAUAGUUGGCUUGGCCAGCAGCAUGUAGAGACUCCUCAGUUCACAAAUGGCUCUGCAGACUUUGUGAACUACAGGCAACUCACCAGUUUCACGAUGGAAGAUUCUAGAUGCCAAAAAACCUCAAAAGUGAUCAGAACUUGGGAGACAUUUGGGUAAAGGUCUUCCUUAUUGAGACAGAGAAGAGAGUCUAGGCGCCAGCAAAGUUAUCUCCAAUGCAUACAAAAGCAGUCUCGAAAAGUUAUUUCAUUAAAGUAAUUUAAUGGAUUACUCCUGUUCCCAAGUACUCGGGCUGGCCUCUGUAGUGCAUGUUGGUCCUCAUUUAGAUAUUCCAAAUAGUCCACCCUCCCUCAAAAACGGCAUGGACUGUCUGGAAUAUCUUAAGUGAAGACCAACACUGAGCAGAAGUUAAACCUGCCUCUUUGAAGGAUUAAUGUGAGCUUCAAUUUAGACCCGGAGUAGCUCUAAUCCUCCCUCUUGCAAUCGUUUUAGUUUAAUCCAGAACAGGCUAACUCCACGACUAGUUUAGAGAAGUCUGUUCAAGUCGCUUUGAGUUACGACAGCUCAAACAGGCAUUUUAGUCUGGGACUAGGCUUAAGCCUUGUCUGUGAAACCGGCUUUAAGUGUUUUAACCCAUCAUACUGUGACCAUUUUCUUUUAACUCAUUGAUCUGGAAUAAAGAUACUAACUAUCUCUACAAAGAUCUUCAUGUCAAGUCUUUCUUUAGCAUCCUGUCUUUCUUCUUCAGGUGGGCUAUGUCAGCAAUGUCCAGCUUUCCUGCGUCAACACUACGGUUGCUGCCAUGGCAGAAAUCUGUUUUCGUGCACUCAAACUUGUUGCUAUUGCAAAGGUGUUGGUGCAUUUUCACAAUAACUUGGGUCGGCCUUUACAUUACAAACCCGGACUUUAGAAAUCGGCUUCCUAAUGUCUCGCUUUUCGGAGAGAAUUCAUGUUGAAAUAUUGCUUAGGGUGACAUAGAAUGGCGUAGGGAUUUAUUAAUCGAGCGGUGUUCGUGCAAGAUUAUUACAACAGCAGCCGGUAGAGGUGUUGGCCAACAUGUAAAACCAUGCCCAAACUAACCAUGAGGCUCUGCAACAGGAUGUAGCUUUGUUUUCCUCCAAACUGUCCAGACCUCAUUAUGCUGUAAUGGUGAAAGAAGCGUUCCCACAGUAAUGGGAAUAAAGUCCCAACAACAGCAACUGUCACAGAUCUGGUAGUUAGACAUUGUCUCAUGCCUCUAAAGUGUCAGGUUUAUUUGCAUGAUAGUCAUUUGUGUAAGUGUCCCUUGGUAAAGUAAGGUGGCUGAUGACGAGUUGGUUUCCAACAUACUGUGUUAUUCACAAGGGGUAAGCAGCUUAGUCGAAUGUACCAACCAGGACAUGCUGUGUAAACAAUUUCUUCUUUGCGAAAUUUAGAUUCAUCGUCAUUCGUAUACUGUUGCCUGCCCAAGCAUAGGUAGUCACUCCGUCCUCUGUCUCUUUGUCUCUCUCUUCACGGUAUUACUGUUUAGUCUAGCAUUCAGAACUUACUAUUUCACUGAGAAGAAGCCAUUUAUUUUAGUUUCCCAAUCAAAAAAUAUUCAAGAGUGGGAUUAGUCCCCCAAAUAUAUAUCCGCUGAUUCAAGUGAUCGUAUAGUAACUCCUUUUUCACACACUUUCUUUUGCACAAACUGUUGAUACUUCCUUUCUCCCUGUCUCACACACACACGUGAGCUAAAUCAUCAGUUGGACAUCUUCCAUCGUUUGAUGUGCACUGUUACUGAAGUUGA
Lampris incognitus (smalleye Pacific opah) is the source of this 5968-nucleotide messenger RNA. RefSeq names its product kinesin family binding protein (gene kifbp). The transcript is spliced from 13 exons. The coding region runs from base 13 to 1926 and encodes 637 amino acids. The record is from RefSeq and is a predicted model, not a curated record. Gene Ontology annotation, molecular function: protein binding. NCBI's taxonomy places the organism in Eukaryota, Metazoa, Chordata, Actinopteri, Lampriformes, Lampridae.